Parathielavia appendiculata is the source of this 1050-nucleotide messenger RNA. Its product is annotated as Rad1-domain-containing protein. The coding region runs from base 1 to 1050 and encodes 349 amino acids. Gene Ontology annotation, cellular component: checkpoint clamp complex. The record is from RefSeq and is a predicted model, not a curated record. NCBI's taxonomy places the organism in Eukaryota, Fungi, Ascomycota, Sordariomycetes, Sordariales, Chaetomiaceae. The transcript has 2 exons. Gene Ontology annotation, biological process: DNA damage checkpoint signaling; DNA repair.
AUGGAAACACAGGGUUCCGCUCCCGCUCCCCCUCUCUUCCGGGCGGUAGCCAGCUCUACGAGACCGCUGUACCAGCUCCUCAAGGCCAUCAAUUUCACAAACAAGGUGCACGUCGAUAUUACAGAGAAUGGCCUCAGGUUUGCCGCCGACCAUGCCCGGGUGAUGCAGGGGGUCGCACACUGGAGCAAGAGCCUCUUCACCACUUACACCAGCAAUCUCCCCGCAGAGCCUACCCAAGCCGCAUCCUCGGCCGAGGACGCCGAAGACGACGACGAGCCCGGACCCCCAACGUUCCAAAUAUCCCUCCCUGCCCUCCUCGAAACCCUGCAAAUCUUCGGCGCCGCCGACGCCGCCGCCCGCCAGGCCAAAGCCGACGUCGACCCCUACCGCAGCAAUCUACGCAACUACCGCUCCGACGCCUUCUCCAACCAGACCCUCGGCAUGUCGGGCACCUGCUCGCUGUCGUACGCGCAGGAAGGCGAGCCCUUCAGCAUCGUCCUCGACGAGGCCGGCGUCAGCACGACGUGCAAUCUGACGACGUACGUGCCCGAGGCGCCCGACGACAUACCCUUCGACAUCGAGGACCUCUCCUUCAAGAUCAUCACGUCGGCCCGCUGGCUGCUGGACGCGCUGACGGAGCUGGCGCCCACGCAGCCUGAGAAGCUGACGCUCGCCGCGUGCAGGAGGGAGCCGUACCUGCGCCUGACCAGCUCGGGCGGCCCGCUGGGCUCGAGCAGCGUCGACUUUGCCAAGGGCCGGGACCUGCUCGAGACGUUUGCCGUGCAGGCGCGGUGGGUGCAGACGUUCAAGUUUGACAUGAUCAAGUCGGCCUGCGAGGCCAUGCGCAUUGCCAGCAAGGUCAGCCUUCGCGGGGACGGACAGGGCGUGCUGAGUAUGCAGUUCAUGGUUGAGGUGGAGGGGUCCGGACCGAGCUUUUUGGACUUUCGGUUUGUGCCGUAUGCCGUGUGUGAUGAUGAUGAAGGGGAGAAAGAAGGGGGUGACGAGGCGGGGGAGGAGGAGGGGCAGGAUGGAGGGGAGAUGGAGUUGUAG